Messenger RNA from Penicillium odoratum, 2676 nucleotides. RefSeq names its product GTPase-activating protein RGD2. Gene Ontology annotation, molecular function: GTPase activator activity. NCBI's taxonomy places the organism in Eukaryota, Fungi, Ascomycota, Eurotiomycetes, Eurotiales, Aspergillaceae. The record is from RefSeq and is a predicted model, not a curated record. Gene Ontology annotation, biological process: cytoskeleton organization; small GTPase-mediated signal transduction. Bases 1 to 2676 code for a protein of 891 amino acids. The transcript has 5 exons. Gene Ontology annotation, cellular component: cell division site; cytoplasm; plasma membrane.
AUGCCUGGCUUUGCGGACUCGUUCUGGACGCCCGACUAUGCUACGGGUCUCGGCGUCUUGUAUGGGAAGUUGCAGCAGGGAGUGGUGGAGAAUAAGCAGAUCUUGAUGAUCGCAUCUAUGCGGGCAGAUGCCGAGGAACAGUACGGUCUUCGCAUGGGAGACAUCGCGCCAAGCGUGGAUCGGCUGUCUGCUGCAGGUUUCGGCAAAGAUGACGGUGCGAGUGUGAGAAAGGCAUACGAAGGUGUCCGAACUGAGAUGGUUGAGGCCUCUCGGAAUCAUCAGAAGAUCGCCAACAAUAUUCGCGAACUUGUCGUGGCUCCAUUCCGCCGUUGGGGUGACCAGCAUGAAUAUCGGGUCCAGACGUCUCAUGACAACCUCCAGGCGCGGAUCAAGGAACAUGCGAAACAGGUUGAAUUGGUCAAGAAGCUUCGCAGCACUUAUUUCAACAAGUGUCGGGUGGUAGAGGAUUUGGAGGAAGAGAACAAGCUUGCUUUCCAGGAUCCAGAGACAAGUCCUAAGGUUAAGCCGACGCCGAAGAUUGUCCUUCCCACCGAGGAGGAGCCCGAGGAGGAGGAGCCGGUUGAAUUGGGAGAUCGCGUCUACUCUCCGGAGGAUAUCAAGAAGAUUCUGCUGCAUAUGCUGAACAACAUCAGGAUUGGUGAGGCCAGGGUGCCUAUCAUUGGUACAUACCAGAAUGUCUCGACCGGUGCGGAUAUCGUGGAGUAUGUUCAGAGAUACAUGGAGGCCUCUAGCCUGGCUCAGGCAGAACGCAUCGGACAGGAUCUUGUGGACGGGGGCUUCUUGCGCUUGGUCGGAAACAUGGGUAGUGUUUUCGCCAACAGCUCAAAGAUGAACUACCAAUGGCGCUCCAGGGUCUUCCAACUCACUGGCAUUCCUGAGAAGAAGAAGGCUCUGAUGCGAGUCACCUCUGCGGCCUCUUCCAGCGAAGACGGAGUUGAUUCUCCAAUUUCGGCCGUCUCGGAGAUGAUUGCUGGCUGGAAUCCCCUCAACAACCCUUACCCGAAUGAGACUCCGGCAGAGAAGCUACGGAGAGAGGCUUUGGAGGCCGAUGAACGGUACAAGGCUGGCGUGCGAAAGCUCGAUCAGAUUCGAUGCCGCCUCGAGGAAGACGUCAUUGACAACUUGCGCUUUAUGGAGCAGUGCGAGUUAGACCGUCUCAAGGCCAUUAAGGCUGUGGUCCUUGACUUUUCUGGUGCCAUUAGCAACGUCAUUCCCAAUCUUCAGAGCACCGUCGAUCAUAUGAUGCUGUAUCAGGAAACGAUUCAGCCGCUGGGAGAUUUAAGAUAUCUCCUGGAGAACUACCGUACCGGAGGGUUUGUCCCCCGGGUACAGGCCUACGAAAAUUACUAUGGAUCAGUUGAAGAACAAAAUUUCGGCGUUGAUCUUGAAGCUAGAGCUCGAGUGGACCGCAAGCGUGUCCCAGUUUUGGUGACGACACUUUUGACCUACUUGGACAACCGCUACCCCGAACUUGAGGGUGACGAGGCUCGUCGUGCUAUCUGGCUGCACAACCCUAAGUUGACCCAUACGCAUCAGUUGCGCAACGCUCUGAACAACAGCAAAGCGGACUAUCAUGAGAUCCUCCCAGCAUUUGAAAUACCCACAGUUGCUAGCGUUCUGAAAUUGUACCUUCUUGAACUGCCAGACUCUCUGGUUUCUUCGCAAGUCUACGAAAUCGUCAAAACUAUCUACUCGACUACCGCUCAUGAGACCACGGAAGAGGGGCGAAUUAAGGUCCUGCAAAGUACUCUUGGACAACUUCGUCUCGUCAACAUUGCCACGCUUGAUGCCAUCAUGACCCAUUUCACACGCUUGAUUGACUUGACCUCGGCCGAUGAACAGUAUAUUACCGCACUUGCACAGGUUUUGUCACCAUGCAUCCUUCGCCCUCGCACUGAGAGCAGUCUCACCAUGGAUGAGCGUCACAGCUACCGCCUGAUCCGUGAUCUGUUUGCUCACAAGGACACCAUCUUUGGCGAGUUGAAGCGCCAGUCCAGUGCGCUGGGAAUAUCAACUUCCAGUCGCCCUCGGGCAAUCAGUACCGAUGAGAGCAACCGACGUGCCGCCAUGGAGGCUCGCCAGCGCGCUAUUGUCAACCGCAGCCGGGCAACUAGCCCUUCAACCCGUCAACGGCAUCGUCGAGACCGUUCCAGUGGUGCUUCUGAGACUGGCCGAUUCCCAAUCAAUGUCAAUGUGGCCAGCCCAGCCGAUCGCCGAACCCCGGGCCGUGGCCCCAGUCUCGACGUUCCCGUCACGAAUGGAUCUCCUACUAGCGCCGAGCACCCUCCAACUGUGAACACCAAUGUCGCCGAGAUUGCAACUAAUGGUAGCACCGAAUCUCCGGCUUCGGCAGCUAUUACCAGUGACAGUGCCUCUUCAGGUUCUGAGAGCCCCUCUCCUCCCCCGGAGACCGUCUCAGAUGAUUCUCCUACCCCAACACCCACCCCAGCUGCUACAGCCACCGAAUUUGAAAAGCGUGCCUCCAUUCCUCGCUCCGUUGGUGGCCGGUACACUCGCAAGCCCGGCCUCGGAAGUCUAUCGAGCUUCCCGACCGGAGCUGCCGUCGGUGCCACGGGUACUGAUAGCAACCGCAGCAGCAUUGCCGAAAGCGAGCCCAAGGGCGUGACUCUGGAAGACAAGCCCAUGGAUGAUUAA